Molecule: messenger RNA, 1562 nt
Organism: Micromonas pusilla CCMP1545
Lineage: Eukaryota; Viridiplantae; Chlorophyta; Mamiellophyceae; Mamiellales; Mamiellaceae
Exons: 3
Coding region: 1-1509 (502 amino acids)
Biological process (GO): vesicle-mediated transport
Cellular component (GO): endocytic vesicle; cytosol
Molecular function (GO): small GTPase binding; guanyl-nucleotide exchange factor activity
Source: RefSeq, a predicted model, not a curated record
AUGGCGAACGGCGACGCCGCGUUCGCCGCGUCCACGGCGCCGCUCACGUUCCAGAGCUUCCUCGAGAAGAUGCGUCACCCGAGCGCGAGCGAGCUCGUGAAGUCCAUCAAGGGCUUCAUCGCGUCCUUCGACGACGCCGCGGUCGCGCGCGAUUCCGACGCGGACGGCGCGCGCGUCCAGGAGUUCCUUCGCGAGACCGAGCGCGCGUUUCGCGGCCACCCCGCGUGGCGAGGCGCGUCGCAGGAAGAGCUCGACGCCUCCGGCGAAGGCUUGGAGAAGUACCUCAUGACGAAGCUGUACCCCAAGACGUUCGCGGUCGCCCCGGACGACGUCGCCGCGGACGACUUCCUCGGCGCGCGCGUCGCCGCGCUCGCGUCGUUCGUGCGGCCCGAGCAUCUCGACAUUCCAACGCGGUUCCACUCGGACGCGUCGUGGUCGCUCGCGAGGAACGAGCUGUGUAAGAUGAACAACUUCAAAGCGCCGCGGGAUAAGCUCGUGUGCGUGUUGAACACGUGUCGGAUCGUGAACAACCUGCUCAACGCGACGCACGGGCCGACGUCGCCGCCGGGCGCGGACGACUUUCUCCCGGCGUUGAUCUACGUCGUCCUCCGAAGCAACCCGGCGGCGUUGGAGAGCAACGCGAGGUUCAUCUCGCGGUUCCGUCUGGAGAGCAGGCUCGCGUCCGAGGCGGCCUAUUUUUUCACGAACCUUCAGUCCGCGACGCGCUUCCUGAGCUCGUGCGACGCGAGCGCGUUCACGGGGCUGGAGAAGGAGGCGUUCGACGCGCGCGACGACGCGAAGCGGCAGCAAGAGCUCUGGAGCGCGAUGCAGAAGGACCGGCAGCGGUUAGAGAGGGAGCUGGCGGAGGCGCGACGCGACGCCGCGGCGGCCUCCGCGGCGGCGCGGGAGAAUGCGAAGACGUCGAGCGCGCCUCGGCCGCCCGCGGUGCCGACGCCCACGCGACCGACUCGACGGCCGCUGCGGUGGAAGACCGUGGAGGACGUCGAGGCCGAGGGCGCGGCGGCGGUCGCGUCGUCCGACGCCGCGGGGACGCUGCGGCUGCCGUAUAAAUUUCUGUACGCGCGCGCCGACGACUUACAAGUCGGCGACGUCCCGGGGUUACUACACGCGUACAAGAGCCUCGCGCUGCAGUACGAAGCGCUCUCGCGCGGCGUCGGCGCCGUGCUCUCGGCCGCGAGCGGGGACGAGGGAGCGCACGUCCUGGGGGGGGAGGAGGUGACGGUCGUGCCCGAGACGCCGGCGCCGAUCGCGCCGGCGACGGCGACGGCGGCGGCGGCGGCGACGGGCGGCGACGACGCCGGCGGCGGCGACGGCGACUUGCGAGACAUCUUCGCGAGUUUAGCGUCCAUCGGACCGAGCGAAGGAGGGGCGAGCGGCGGCGCGCGGGAACCCUCGAGCGGGGAGGAUCCGUUCGGGAGGCUCGACGCGGACGUCGCCGCGUUGAGCGCCGCGGAUCCGUUCGCGAACCUUCCCUCGCAGGCGAAGUAGACGCUCGCUCGUAAUAGACUCGACGGGUGAUGACGUCACGACACGACUAAAAG